AGAGGCGGAGGGGAGGGGGCGGGGGCCGGUCCCAGAAGAUGGCGGAGGCGGGGGAUUUCUGGUAGGUCCCACUUGAGGACGUCAUGUGGUGCUGUUCAAACGUCAGUCUGCGUUGAGUCAAAGUUGAGCUUCUCACCUAGGAAGCCUUUUUUUUUUUUGUCCCCACACCAGCUUACUGAACUUAUGAAACCAUGGCGGAAGGAGAGACAGAGUCACUGGGGCCCAAAAAGUGUGGCCCAUAUAUCUCGUCUAUCACUAGCCAGAGUGUGAACUUGAUGAUUCGAGGCGUAGUGCUGUUUUUCAUUGGAGUAUUUCUGGCGUUAGUAUUAAAUUUACUGCAGAUUCAGAGAAAUGUGACGCUCUUUCCACCUGAUGUGAUUGCAAGCAUCUUUUCUUCGGCAUGGUGGGUACCCCCAUGCUGUGGCACAGCCUCAGCCGUGAUUGGAUUAUUAUACCCCUGCAUUGACAGGCACCUAGGAGAACCACAUAAAUUUAAAAGAGAGUGGUCGAGUGUAAUGCGGUGUGUAGCCGUCUUUGUUGGUAUAAAUCACGCCAGCGCUAAAGUGGAUUUUGAUAACAACAUCCAGUUGUCUCUCACACUGGCUGCACUAUCCAUUGGACUGUGGUGGACUUUUGAUAGAUCUAGAAGUGGUUUUGGCCUUGGAGUAGGAAUCGCUUUCUUGGCAACCGUGGUCACUCAGCUACUAGUUUAUAAUGGUGUUUAUCAAUACACUUCUCCAGAUUUUCUCUACGUUCGUUCAUGGUUACCCUGUAUAUUUUUUGCUGGAGGCAUAACAAUGGGAAACAUUGGUCGACAACUGGCAAUGUAUGAAUGUAAAGUUAUCGCAGAAAAAUCUCAUCAGGAAUGAAGAAGGCAAAAAUAUAUCUUUUCUACAGAAAAACAAGAAGAAAAGGGCAUGUAACUUAUAGAUAUAUCGCCAAAACUGGGGACUGUGAAAUUGCCAGAAAGCAAUUUUUCUUUGAUUGGUGUAUGUAUGUAUGUAUGUAUGUAUACACACAUGUUAUUAUUGCAAUCUGUGAUUGCUUCAUCUGUAAAUCAGUUAUAAAACUAUGUAUCUGACCUAAAUAACUGUAAGAUAUAUGUGCACUACAUUAAAAAGUUGAUUGAUAGAUCAAAUUUCUAAAUUAAUUUUUUAAACUUGCCAUACAUUGUAUCACAAUGUUGAUGUGCCAAAAUGUUCUUACCGCCAUGCAGAGUAUAACAGUGCUUUGAACAAUGUAUACACUUAAUGAAAUAAAAUAAGAGGAAAGCCAAAAAGAAAAAAGAAACAGCUGUCCAACAAAAACAAAUGGGAAGCUGGUGUUUUCUCUUUCUGUUACUGUUGAACCUUUUUAUUCUUAUCACAGCAGUAUGACUUAACAAAUGCCUUGAUAUGUGGUUCGUUUUUGCUUUAAUGUUGUUCCAGCCACUUCUGUGUAUUUUAAUACUAGCUGAAGAUGAACUUCCACGUAGUGUUUUCAAAUCUACCUUGCUGGAGAGAACCCAAAGACUCAUUUUCUGUUUCAGUAGAUUUUACUGUGUGACUGAGAGAGGUUGUCCAUGUAUUAAAUUGCUUCAUGACGAAAUUCAGAAGAGCUUAUGUAAUUAAACAUAGAUACCAUUAGGGAAUGUAGCUAGAAUAAAUGUGUUCUGGAAAUACCCAUUGGCCUUCUGCAUUACCACAAAGCUUGCACUUGCCAUACAGGAUCUCAUUACCCUUGCACAUGGAACAGAGUCAGAAACUCUGGAUAGAUCAAGUAAAGUUUCUAAUUCCAUUAGAUUUUGUAGUCUGUUGGGUUCUAGGAAACAAACCGCUUUCUCUGGGCUCAGUCAUUAGCAUGCCUGGAUUCUCUGCCUUACCUUAUACACUAACGGCAAAUGGGUGGGUACCUGGCUUCUUAUGUAUUCACAUGUCCAUUAGUGAAUAGUUCAAGUCUGCUUAAGAAUGACUGUUCAAGAUGGCUUUCAGUGCAUUUUAAAGAUCUUGGUAACAAUUCUGGGCACAUCUUUCCAACAAGUAGCCCAUUUUGAAGUAUGGUUUAGACAUAUUCUUUGCUAAUUUGUUAUCCCAGUUUUUAUUUUUGUGGUUGGUGACACUGCCUGAUGCACAAGGGCAGAAUCUCUUGAGUAUUUUGGUGUGUGCGUGUGCACACAUGUGGGCUGUGUGUGUUUGAGUGUGUAAGAGGGAGAGAAUGAGCAUGUGUUAAGGAUGUGCAUGUACCCAUGCUUUCCUGGAUUGCUGACUAGAUACUUCAGGUUGUUUGUUUUGUUAAACAAUUGCUAUCAGACUGAAAUCUUGUGUAUGCCAAACUGUAAUCUGCUUUUACGAUUUCAGGCUGACAGUGUAAAAAUCCUAAAAGGAUUUCAUCUGGAAUAUGUGUACAUGACCAUAAAGAUAGUGGUGGUAAACAUGCUACUAUAAUUUAUUAUUCUAUCUUCUAGAUAAUGUUAUUCAUUUAGAACAAAUAAGGUAUAUUUUUAGAAUAAACUUUGUAAGCAUUGUAAAAUCUUUAAUAAGUUAUAAGGUCCACGAUGUGCUUACUUUGAAAAUUGCUGUUAAAAGCAAGAUGUAUUAAAUAUGUAACU
Messenger RNA from Ochotona princeps (American pika), 2587 nucleotides. It is a transcript of the gene INSIG2, whose product is annotated as insulin induced gene 2. Bases 192 to 869 code for a protein of 225 amino acids. NCBI's taxonomy places the organism in Eukaryota, Metazoa, Chordata, Mammalia, Lagomorpha, Ochotonidae. The record is from RefSeq and is a predicted model, not a curated record. Gene Ontology annotation, biological process: cholesterol biosynthetic process; SREBP-SCAP complex retention in endoplasmic reticulum; SREBP signaling pathway. Gene Ontology annotation, cellular component: endoplasmic reticulum; SREBP-SCAP-Insig complex. The transcript is spliced from 6 exons.